Rotaria socialis is the source of this 3477-nucleotide messenger RNA. The record is from the annotation of a GenBank genome assembly. NCBI's taxonomy places the organism in Eukaryota, Metazoa, Rotifera, Eurotatoria, Philodinida, Philodinidae.
AUGAACGUGAACAAGAGUCAUCUUAUAGAUGAUCCUGUAUCUGCUCAUCGAGAACAAAAAACACAUAAAAAAUGUAUUGGUAAUCGGCAGGAUCAACGCUUUCGAAAAAAAUGUCGUAGACGUGGGAUGAAAGCUGAUAGUAUAGAAAAAUUACUUCAGGCAAAAAAGAAGAUUCACAAUAAUAAGAAAAACAAAGCCAACAACUCAACGAGUACUACAACCCAUGAUAAUAACAUAUUAACAACAUCGAAGAAUGCAUCUAUUCGUAAUAAGGAUCCAUCAAUACAAAAAAAAUCGAAAACAAAUCUUACUAAACGUAAACGAGAUGUAUCAUUACAACAGCAAUCAAAUCUAAAUACAACAAUACCAAAAUCAACAAGUUCAAUAUCUAUUCUUCAACCAGCAUUGAAAAAAGUAAAACAUAAACAGAAAACUAUCACGAAUACAAAUAUUUCAUCAAUUAAAGUUCAACAGAAUACUUUGAAGAGAACUUAUCGGCGACCGAUGUAUUUGAAGCGAUCACCAAAGAUACUUAUUAAAAUGUUAAGUAAAACAUUAAAUUAUACAUUUAAAGAAAAAGCUGAUGAACGAUUUAUUGUCGCUCGUCUCGAUCUAUUUGAUCGAUUCUAUUGUCUACGAAUAGAUCUACAAUUAUGGGAAUCCUACCUAGAUAUUGGUUUACAACAACAUUUGUGGCCAGAUCGACUUUAUACAAUCGCUAAAACGAAUGAUUUCGAAAAUUGUCAUCAAUAUCUUUUGAAUCAUAUAAAUGAUCUCAAAAUAAAUUUGGAUCAAUAUCAGAUGGAACUGGAUAGGCAAUCACAACCAUGUCCCAUAACAACAUUAUCAUUGGAUCAAAUUGACCAUUGUCUGAAUGAAUUGGUCAUUUGCCAACGAAAAUACUUAUUGAUGAAAAAUAACAAUCAAUUGUUAAAAUUUAAAGACAACUUUCAUGAUAAAGAUUUAUUUAAAACUGUAUCUACAUUUCGUCUUACAAUAGAUCGGAAUGCAUACAUAAAUCAAUUACUUUUAAUACGAGAAAAACAAGGAGAAAUUUAUGAAGAACUUUUGAUUUUAGAAAUGCGAAUUUUGUAUAAAUUUUUACCACAAAACUUUGAUCAACUACAAUAUUUCAUUACACCUAUAACUUAUUCGCCAUUGAACAAUAAUCAAAAAGCAGUACAAGUAAAAAAUAAAUGUUAUAAAAUUAUACAGGAAGCUAAACGUUUAUGGUUAAAUAUUUUAUUCAAUGCUUGUGAAAUUAAAAUACAAGCAUAUGAUUGUCAAUAUCAAAAUAUAUUUCUACAAUUGGAAUCACAAUCGAUCGUUACCAACAAUGUUAAUGAUUCAUCUAUUUCUAACCAAAUCAAAGAAUAUCUGAUUUAUCGAACAAAUAAAUUAAAACAAGAUAUUUAUAAAAAGGUAGCAAAGUCUCGAGCAAUCGUACUUCAGAUUCGUCAACAUUCAUCGUCAUCGAGAAAACAAAAGAUUAUUGGUGUCUCUCCUGAGCCCUAUAUUGACUUGAUCUCACAUCAAUUUGUUAAACGUCAAUGGAAUCAUCUUUCGCUUGGUCCAUCUUGUAUACGAUUAAAUCAAAGUGCUAUUCGUCCUCGAAAGCAACAAGAAAUUCUUAUAAAAAAAGAACAUAAAAAUAUUGAUCAAAAAGUUGUUCAUCAUCUUACAUCACAACCAAAUAAUAUACCAUUAAAAUCAAGGAUUCUAAAAACAUAUUCCGAUGAUCUACUUAAUUAUUUUAAUCAUUCUUAUUUUUCUCCAUUAACAUAUAAGAAUGAAAUACAAGCACUCGAACAAGCAAGAACAGCUUUAUCAAUUCGACGAAAACUCAAGAAAUCCAAUCUUAUUCUUCGUGUUACUGAUAAGGGUCACAAUUUUUAUAUUGGUUCAGCAAUUGAGUUUGAUAAAAAAGUACAAAAGUUUUUUCAAGAUACAAAUGCUUUUGUGAUAUUAAAAGAAAAUCCAUUCAAUGAAAUUUUGGAUAAAGUUAUUCAUUUACUCAAUCAACUUCAUGGAAAAAAACUUAUUCUACGAUGGCAAUAUAAUAAAAUGAUGCCCAAUCGAACAAAAUCUGAAUUAGCUCAUUUAUAUUUUAAUCCUAAAACACACAAGGAUGAUAUACCAGUUCGACCCAUUGAAAAUACAAUGCGUGCUCCAAUAACAAAAAUUUCAAAUUUCUUAGAUGAAAUCAUACGACCUAUAUUCGAUAAUAAAUGUUCUACAACAGCCAUUAUUGAUAGUACUUCGUUAAUCAAAGAACUUGAUAAAUAUGCAAAAAGAGGUCUUUUGAAAUCAUCGACUCUUUUUUGUACAUUUGAUAUUCGUAAUUUAUAUACAAUGUUACCACAAGAAGAAGCAUUGAAUAUUCUUGUUGAAUUUCUUCAUCCACAUGGAUAUAGAAAAGUGAAAGGAAUUCCACUCGAUGCAAUAAGAAAAUUAGCAUCUAUUGUACUCGAAGAAAAUGUCUGUGUCUAUGAUAAAACAAUUUAUAAACAAAUGCUUGGUGGUGCCAUGGGUUCAUCAUUUACAUUAACAUUAGCAAAUAUAUUUAUGUGGAAAUGGCAAAAAGAACUUGUACGUCGACAAGAUAUGACAGGUGAAUUUUAUGGCCGAUAUAUCGAUGAUAUUUUUAUGACACGGAAUAGAUCCGAAAAUGACUUGAAGCAUUUAUUAAAAGACGCGAAUACUUGGCACACAAAUAUAAAAUUAGAAUGUAAAAUUAGCAAAAGUCUUCCAUUUCUUGAUAUUAUUCUUACAAAUAAUAAUGGUAUGCUUACAACAUCUGUCUAUCAUAAACCAGCAGCAGAACCUUACGUUGUACCAUUUAUAUCUGAUCAUCCACGACAUAUAUUCGUUAAUGUUAUACAAACAAGUCUUACACGUGCUCUAAGAAAUUCAUCGACAUUUGAAAUAUUCAACAACGAACGAAUCAAUAUUAAGUUAACUCUAUUGUACAACGGAUAUCCAUCAUCAUUCAUUGAGAAACAAUUUCGAAACUUUUUUUCUGAAUAUAUAAAUUCGUCGUCAUUUUUACCGUUUAUUGAUAACGAAACUCAAUUUGUAACUAUGCGCAAUAAGCUACUUAAUCUACCCACUGCUCGUCAAUCACAAGUAUCAUUAAGUGCAGCAACAGCAGACAUUGACAAUGACCAGACCGAUGAUACACACCAAGAACCAACAAGAGCAGCUCAUGAACAAAACAAGCAAGAGCAUACUUAUGGAAAUAAAUUAAUCGUCCAUUAUACACAUGAACAACGAUUUCAAACAUUUAAAUCAGACAUGCAUCGAGUCUAUGACAAUGUAUUCAAAGAUACACCGGUUGCCGAUGUUAAAUUGAUUGUCGGCAAUAAGAAUCGUCGUUCGUCAAAAAAUGAACUCAUAUGUAAACGACCUAAACGAUCCUUACUCAUCAAUAAGCCAUUCAAAAGUAAGUCACCUAAAGUAGAAAUCAACACAGAUUAA